Microplitis mediator is the source of this 571-nucleotide messenger RNA. RefSeq lists its product as uncharacterized. NCBI's taxonomy places the organism in Eukaryota, Metazoa, Arthropoda, Insecta, Hymenoptera, Braconidae. The transcript has 3 exons. The record is from RefSeq and is a predicted model, not a curated record. Bases 1 to 459 code for a protein of 152 amino acids.
AUGCGUCGGGGACCAUACCAACGAUAUCUAGAUCGCUACGGCAAAUGUGUGUUGCCUCGUUCAACUUACUAUCACAGAAUGAAACAACUUAUGAUGACUCAGGAGAAUCAAGAGAUUCAAAAUUCAGCGAUCGAAAAUGUUGGAAAUUGCUAUAGCCACAGUUCAAACAAUCCUAUCGAAAACGUUGGCGAUAACACACGAUUGUCGAGUAAGCAAGGUGUUGAAGUUAUUGACAUGAACUUGAGUUCUCAUAAGGAAAAUGGGAAGCUAGAAGAAAAUCAAUCAAAUUUAUGCCUACAAGAUGAAUUAGAUGAACAUGAAUAUACAAGACAUUUAUGGUUUCGUGAUGAAUAUGGUGAAUCAACUGAAUAUGAAGAAGCUUGGUUUGACGCCGAAGAACAACUUCCAGAUGAACGCUUUCAUGAGGCCGCUGAUGAUCGGCAUGAUGAAGUAUAUUAAAAAAUACAAAGGAAACGAAAAUAAAUAUCUCGUUGCUAAAAUUAAAAGAGUGAGUAAAAAAAUUUGUUUCACCAUCAAUAACAUAAAAAUAUGAGAACAUGAAAAAAAUCGA